Messenger RNA from Thermothelomyces thermophilus ATCC 42464, 2229 nucleotides. RefSeq lists its product as uncharacterized. Bases 418 to 2010 code for a protein of 530 amino acids. The transcript has 5 exons. Gene Ontology annotation, cellular component: membrane. Lineage: Eukaryota; Fungi; Ascomycota; Sordariomycetes; Sordariales; Chaetomiaceae. Gene Ontology annotation, molecular function: carbohydrate:proton symporter activity. Gene Ontology annotation, biological process: carbohydrate transport; transmembrane transport. The record is from RefSeq and is a predicted model, not a curated record.
CAACUUCUGUUCUCCGCAUGCACUAUCUGACUACCUGACUACCUUGGCCGCCAUGACCAUGCAGCAAGAGGGUCCUUUGCCAGCCGCGCCGUGGCAUUUCGUCCACUAGGCCGGUCGGCAUUUGGUUGCUUCCCCAGAUUGGAGAAUGGAGUCGGGCGUGGCAUCGGGGGAUGCAACCGAGAGAUGCUACCCUCAGGUCCGGCGGUCUAUACAUAUUAAUUGCCCCCUUGGGACCGCCGAAGGAUGGAUGAUUGACAUGGAUGGCAUUCAAAACUACUACAUAAUUACUCGCGCGGCCUUGCAUCUCUGGAUAAAUAAUACCCAAAGAACUCUGGCGGAUUCGCGAGUCCUCUCUAUUAGCGGCCAACCACAGCAGCACAGAAUCCCCCACGACCCCACGACCUUGGCCGCUCGGAAAUGGCGCCCAAGAAGGACGAUGAGACGUGGAAAGCGCACUGGAAGUGUUUCGUCGCCUGCGGCAUCAUUGUGCUCUGCCCCUUCCAGUAUGGCGUCGACUUUGGCCUCAUCGGCGGCCUGCAGGCCAUGCGCGGCUUCCUAGAGAUCUACGGCCACGAAGCCCCCGAGACACCGCUCGGAUGGAACCUCGGCACGGUCCGGCAGCAGCUCAUCUCGUCGCUCAUGACGCUCGGCGCCUUCGUCAGCUCCGGCACGGCCGGCCUCGUGGCCACCUACGUCAGCCGCCGACAGUGCCUCUGGAUCGCCUGCCUCUUCUGCUGCGUCGCCAAUGUCAUGAUGAUGGCCACCGAGAACAUCGGCGCCCUCUACGCCGGCCGCUUCCUCAUCGGCCUGGCCAACGGCUACUUCAUGACCUUCUCGCAGCUCUACCUCCAGGAGAGCAGCCCGGCCAGAUACCGCGGCCUGUUCCUGACCGCUUUCCAGUUCUUCACCUCCUUUGGCACGCUGAUCGGAACCAUCAUCGACUGGGCCACGGCCCCGCGCCCGGAUAAGUCGGCCUACCUGAUCCCGCUCGGCAUCAUCUACAUCGUGCCGGCCCUCUUGACGGUCGCCCUCUUCAUCAUCCCCGAGUCCCCCCGCUGGCUGAUCCUCACGGGCCGGUACGACCAGGGCGUCAAGUCGCUGCGCUGGCUGCGCCCGCCCGCCUCCGACGUCGACGCCGAGGCGGCCGAGAUCAAGGCGGCCAUCGACCGCGAGAGGGAGCUCGGCAGCAGCGUCUCGGUGCUCGACAUGUUUGCCAACCCGGUUGACCGCCGCCGCACCACCCUCGCCGUGUGCAGCGUCACCCUGCAGGCCGCCUCCGGCUCCAUGUUCAUCAUCGCAUACAAGGCCUACUUCCUGGGCAUGUCCAACAUUUCCAACCCGUUCGGCAUGAGCAAUGUGCUCAGCACCAUGGGCAUCCUGGCCAUCUUGUUCAACUCGCUCAUCGUGGUCCGGUACGGGCGGCGGCGCGUCAUCCUCAUGAUCGGGCUGGCCCUGUGCGGCAUCUUCCAGCUCAUCAUCGCCGUCGUCUACGACAAGCGGCCGGGAACCACGUCGACCGGCCAGGUGCUCGUGGCCUUCACGUGCGUCUACAUGAUGAGCUACAACGGCAUGAUCUCGACCUACGCCUGGCUGGCCGGCGGCGAGAUCCCGUCGCAGCGCCUGCGCAGCUACACCUUCGGUCUGGCCGCCGCCGUCGGCUUCUUCUUCGCUUGGCUGACCACCUUCACGGCCCCGUACUUCAUCAACCCGGAGUCGCUCAACUGGGGCCCCCGCUACGGCUACAUCUGGUUCCCCUCCUGCGUCGUCGCCGCCCUCUGGGUCUUCUUCUUCCUGCCCGAGACUAAGGGCCGCACCCUCGAGGAGAUCGACGAGAUGUUCGAGGCCCGGCUGCCCGCCCGUAAGUUCCGCAAGCACGUCUGCGUCGGCCAUCUCCCCGCCCGCGACAAGGUGGACUCGCCCGACGCCGUCGAGGGGCCGCCCUCGCCUGCGGAGAACGAGAAGAAGUCAGCGAGCGACAUCAAGGUCGAACACGCAGAAACAAAGGCUUGAUGCGGCCACGUCAGGAGGGGGGACCCCGAUAGACUGGUUUGGAUAUCAUGACAUGAUUCAUAAUUAUACCAUUUAUUAAUUAUAUAAUACGCAUUAUUAUACAGACGGAGUGGAACACAUUAUCUACUACGCGAGGGAUGACUUUUAUAAUUAAUUAAUGGUCGAAUCAAAGAGGUGACUCGCCACGGAUUGAUUAAUUCUUACUUGAUGAUAUAAGUU